Pygocentrus nattereri (red-bellied piranha) is the source of this 1958-nucleotide messenger RNA. Its product is annotated as zona pellucida sperm-binding protein 3-like. The record is from RefSeq and is a predicted model, not a curated record. Gene Ontology annotation, molecular function: acrosin binding. Gene Ontology annotation, cellular component: extracellular matrix. The transcript is spliced from 8 exons. NCBI's taxonomy places the organism in Eukaryota, Metazoa, Chordata, Actinopteri, Characiformes, Serrasalmidae. Gene Ontology annotation, biological process: egg coat formation; binding of sperm to zona pellucida; positive regulation of acrosome reaction. The coding region runs from base 27 to 1901 and encodes 624 amino acids.
GUCAAGGUACAAGUGUACUUACUGUGAUGUGUGUAAUCAUGGGGUUAAUGCAGGCUAGUCUUUUGCUGCUUGUUGGCAUUACCUUGGCUGAAGCUCAGUGGCCAGGAUGGGAUAGAUGGAGUCAAGACUUUAAUAGGCUUAAGUCAAACAACUUUUUGAGUAUACCUCAAGCUCCAGCAGUGUUUCAUCCUCGGGCAUUUAGCCAUAAGCCAGCUGUAAGUUCUGUGCAGACAGCAGUCCAGGAUCCUGUGCAGACACCAGUCCAAGAUCCUGUACAGGUACCAGGUGAGGACCCUGUACAGAUGCCAGACCAGGAUCACAUGCAUAGUCCUGUGCAGAGUCUAAACUCACCAGUCUGGAAUCUGGUUAAGACUUCUGUGCCGGCAUCUAUCAAAAGUCCUGCACUGACAAAUGGUAUAAACCCUGUACAGACACCAGUUCAAGAUCCAGUUUGGAGUCCUCUGCCAGUGCCUGCCCAGAAACCUGCAUUAACCUCUGAGCAGGAUCCAGUUCAGAACUCUCUGCCAGGGUCUGACCAGGGUCCUGUGCCAGUUCAGAAUCCUGCUCUAACAAGUGGUCCAAAAACAGCACAGAGUGCUGUGGUAACAAGUGUAAACCCACCAGUCUGGAAUCUGGUUCAUACGCCUGUGCCAGCACCUGAUUUGCAUCCUGUGCAGAAAAAUGGAUUAAACCAUGUACUUGCACCGGUUCAGGACCCAGUUGAGAAUCCUGCAUUGACCAGCAAGCUAGCCCAGAGUCCAGUUCAGGCUACUGUGCAGGCACCAGGUUGGCAUCCUCCUCAGGCACCCUUGUCCCUACCACACAAGGAUCCUCUUCACACGCAAGCUCAGAUACAUGAGCCCAGGAAAAAGUUGUCUUGGCGUUUUCCUAAAGUUCCAGAAAGGCCCCAGCAGUCCCCAGUUGACUUUGAUUUGCAACAACCUGCUCCAGCUAACAGUGUGGCUGCUGCUUGUGGGGAGAGUGUGGUGCUUGUGGAAGUGAAACAAAAUUUGUUUGGAACUGGGCAUCUAGUAAACUCUAGUUCCCUGACCCUUGGAGGGUGUGCAGCAGUGGGACAGGAUUCUGAAGCUCAAGUGCUCAUCUUUCAAUCUGAACUCCAGGCCUGUGGUAGCAUGUUGUCUAUGACUGACGAUGACCUCGUCUACAGCUUCAACCUCAUUUACAGUCCAGAACCACUACCUGGUACUCCCAUUGUCCGAGCAGGGGGUGCUGUGGUUCAAAUUGAGUGUCACUAUUCAAGGAAGCACAAUGUGAGCAGCAAUGCUCUGGUACCCUCGUGGGUACCUUAUGCAUCUACAGAGGUUGCAGAGGAGCAUCUGGUCUUUGCCCUGAAGCUCAUGACUGAUGACUGGAAGUUUGAGAGACCAUCAAACCAGUACUUUCUUGGUGAUUUCAUGAACAUUGAGGCAUCUUUAAUGCAGUUCAACCAUGUACCUCUAAACGUCUUUGUGGACAGCUGUGUAGCAACUGCUGAUCCUGAAGAUGCUGCAAGUCCAAGAUACUCUUUUAUUGAGAACCAUGGGUGUUUGAUUGAUGCCAAGAUUACUGGCUCCAACUCUCACUUCAUGCAACGGGUUCAAGGCAACAAGCUGCAGUUUCAGUUGGAAGUGUUCACUUUUGAGCAGGACAACAGUAGCUUGAUCUACAUCACAUGUUUUUUGAAAGGCUCAAGGGCCUCAUAUCCCACUGACGCUGAGCACAAGGCUUGUUCCUUCACAGCCAAUGGGUGGAUUGCUGCAGAUGGCAAUAACCAAGUUUGUAGGUGCUGUGAUGCAAACUGUAGCUCAAGGAAGGGAAGAAGUUUACCUACUGAUGAAGGUGUGUAUGUUGUUGAAGCUGAAGUCCCUCUAGGCCCAAUCUUGGUCAAUGGAGAUGCUUAGGCUGAUUACAAUGUAAUGGAUUUUCUUAAAAUAAAACUUUGGGGGGGAAUUUAAAAA